Molecule: messenger RNA, 1476 nt
Organism: Diaporthe amygdali
Lineage: Eukaryota; Fungi; Ascomycota; Sordariomycetes; Diaporthales; Diaporthaceae
Exons: 2
Coding region: 1-1476 (491 amino acids)
Source: RefSeq, a predicted model, not a curated record
AUGGCAACGCCAGCUGUUGCUCCCUUGCAUAAUUUCGACGACACGCCUCUCUGGAAGGCAUUCAUACUCUACUAUGUUUUCGUAUUCGACAGCGUUCUGGACCCGGAACACCUCAAAAAUAGUCUUGAGCUGCUGGCCCGACGUGACGGGUGGAAGAAAUUCGGAGCGCGCCUUCGAAAGAAUGCAAAUGGAAAUCUCGAAUAUCACUUUCCCGAGACCACAGACACCGAGAAGAGCCCCCGGGUAGUUUCUUAUACUCAUGUCACGCACUCUACUGCAACAGCGGAGCAUCCAAUCGCCUGCCACAUUCCGAACCAAGCCAUAGGAAGACCGUCCGUUGUUGCUGACCCAGACAGACUUGAGGGCCUCUUUCGCCCGGAUGGGGCUCCGACCAAGAUAACCGAUUACCUGAACAAGGACAUACCACAAAUGGGUCUACACGUCGUCUCUUUCCUUGACAAGACCCUCGUCACCGUGUACUUCCCGCAUACGCUGAUGGAUGGAAUGAGCAUGGCCCCAUUUCUGGAAGCGUGGAUCCUGGCUCUUCAAGGCCGUGCCUCAGAAAUAAAAUGUCCAAUCGGAGCUGAAGACUGCACACAUGAGCUUUCUAACGACCCACUCGCUGCAUUCGGCGUGAAGCCCACGGCCAAGCAUGUGCUGGAAAACCACCAAAUGUCGAUCGUCGGACUUACGGGAUGGGCGCUGCGUAACAUUAGGAGCUUUUUCGAUGAUCUUGAGAAUAGAAUGGUUUGUGUGCCAGCAUCAGUGGUGGCCAGACUCCGUCAAGAAGCUAUUAUCGCCUCGGCGGCCCACUGCAAGGCUGAGGGGGGCCCGCCUUUCCUAUCCGACGGCGAUAUAUUAUGUUCCUGGUGGACAAGGAUAGUGCUCACUAGCGCAGGCGUGUCGCACAACUCGAACAAGACCAUCGUGCUCAACAACGCCUAUUCACUGCGGAAAAUCCUCCUGGACUCACAAAGAAAUUCAGAAAAAGUCCAAGACACUGAGACAGCGACAGACCAGGACAGCUUUUAUGUGUCGAAUGUCACUGCCUUCUUCAGUGUGGUUCUCACAGCCGGUGAAAUCCUCCAACAGCCGUUGCAUCGCACAGCAAUCGCCUUCCGGGAUGCGCUCGAUAUGCAACGUACCAGACCGCAAGCGGAGGCAUUCUUAUCUACGUGGCGAAGGUCGUGGGGUAAGAUACCGCCUAUCUUUGGGAAUUGGAAGAUGGAUCUGAUUACAUACUCCAACUGGACGCGGGCCAACCUGUUCGACUUUGACUUCUCAGCCGCUGUUCUCGGAGCCGGAGAGAAGCAGCGGCCGGUGAGACCGGUAUAUGUGCAAAACAACCAGUUUGGUCUGAAACUCCCAAACGCGUUCCCAAUCAUAGGAAAGGAUAGAAGUGGUAACUAUUGGCUCUCGGGGUAUUUGAAGAAAGGUCAAUGGGGCAGGAUUGAGGACCAGCUUGCAAACUUAUAA